Messenger RNA from Cucumis melo (muskmelon), 1728 nucleotides. RefSeq lists its product as uncharacterized. Gene Ontology annotation, cellular component: chloroplast stroma; starch grain. NCBI's taxonomy places the organism in Eukaryota, Viridiplantae, Streptophyta, Magnoliopsida, Cucurbitales, Cucurbitaceae. Gene Ontology annotation, biological process: starch metabolic process; regulation of starch metabolic process. The transcript is spliced from 11 exons. The record is from RefSeq and is a predicted model, not a curated record. Bases 253 to 1575 code for a protein of 440 amino acids. Gene Ontology annotation, molecular function: starch binding.
CGAUCUCAUAACUCCGCCCCCACCCCCCCCGCCCUUCAAACUUCUAACCCCAAUUUCUCUCAUUCUUCCAAUGCCUCUUUCUCUCCUCAUCACAUUCUUUCUUACUUCUAUCUUCUUCUGAACUUCCACUCCCAUUUUCCCUUAUUCCUUCUUUGAAUUCACUAUCCACUCUUGAUUCGCCUUUGCCUUUCCUCCCUUCUACGCACAUUUCCUCUCUUACGUCUGUGUUUCCCCAUGGAAUUUUUGUAAGCAAUGGCUGCCUCUUGCAGACUCGAGUCUUUUCGUUUGCCUUCCCAUGGGGGCCCGGAGCUGCGGCGGCGGAGAUGGAGGAGGAUUUUGUUUGGGAUUAAUCGACUUGGGUUUACUCCUAUUAGUUGCUGUUCUUCUGAUUCUAUGGUUCCGAUACGCAGAGCUACUGGGUCUGGGAAGAGUGUCGAGAAGCAAGAAGAUUGGCGUUUCGAUCCCAAGAAACCCCCUCGUAGACUCCGUGUUCAAGCCACUCCCGCAAUGCCCUUUGCCUCUCCUCAAUCUCGGUUUGUUUCCAAACCUGAAAAGUUUUAUCCUCGAUGCACUCCAAGGGGCUCUGGUCCACAGUCACGUGAUACUCCGCCAAAAAGAGACACUGGUAUUGCAAAUGAGAAGGACUGGGGGAUCAACCUGUUAAAUGAAAAUGUUAGUGAGUCUGGUACGAAUGAAGAUGGAAGUACUUGGUAUCGGGAAAGUGGGGAGGACCUUGGUGAGAAUGGAUACAGAUGUAGAUGGACUAGAAUGGGUGGUCAAUCGCAUGACGGUUACUCAGAAUGGAAAGAAACGUGGUGGGAGAAAAGUGACUGGACUGGAUACAAAGAGCUAGGAGUGGAAAAAUCAGGUAAAAAUGUCGAAGGUGAUUCAUGGUGGGAAACAUGGCAAGAAGUUCUUCAUCAAGAUGAAUGGAGUAAUCUUGCAAGGAUUGAGAGGAGUGCACAGAAACAAGCAAAAUCUGGCACUGAAAAUGCUGGAUGGCAUGAGAAAUGGUGGGAGAAAUACGAUGCCAAAGGAUGGACUGAGAAAGGAGCACAUAAAUACGGUAGAUUGAAUGAACAGUCAUGGUGGGAGAAGUGGGGGGAGCAUUAUGACGGAAGAGGAUCUGUUCUUAAAUGGACGGAUAAGUGGGCUGAAACUGAACUAGGUACAAAAUGGGGAGACAAAUGGGAAGAGAAGUUCUUUUCUGGAAUUGGUUCUCGACAAGGGGAGACAUGGCAUGUAUCUCCUAGUGGUGAACUGGAACUAACUGCCUUCCCGUCACAUGUACAAGGUUGGUCAAGAACGUGGGGCGAAGAACACUUCGGAAAUGGUAAAGUGCACAAAUAUGGGAAGAGUACGACAGGGGAAAGUUGGGAUAUUGUGGUGGAUGAAGAAACAUAUUAUGAGGCUGAACCUCACUACGGAUGGGCAGAUGUAGUUGGCGACUCCAGUCAGUUGCUGUCAAUAGAAGCUCGAGAGAGGCCACCCGGUGUCUACCCAAAUCUCGACUUUGGAUCAACUCCCCCUGCUCCAACCGAGGAACCACCACAAGAAUUGCCUCCUUCAGAAUGAAGAGUUGGUGAUUUCUAGGCCCUCAUUUCUGGUUUAGUUGUUUAGGAUUUUUUUUUUCCAAAUCCAUUUAUUUUGGAAAUAUGUGAUUUCAGUUUAUUAUCGUGAAGAACUACGUUUAUUCAUUCUUUAAUGUUAUCAAUUUCUUGAGUUCCA